Messenger RNA from Dunckerocampus dactyliophorus (ringed pipefish), 2569 nucleotides. RefSeq names its product lanosterol 14-alpha demethylase (gene cyp51a1). Bases 130 to 1632 code for a protein of 500 amino acids. The record is from RefSeq and is a predicted model, not a curated record. The transcript is spliced from 10 exons. Lineage: Eukaryota; Metazoa; Chordata; Actinopteri; Syngnathiformes; Syngnathidae. Gene Ontology annotation, molecular function: monooxygenase activity; iron ion binding; heme binding.
GGCGGGGGAGACCACCUCUGACAGGUAGCCAUGGAGGGGAAACGGCACAAGUGGUCUUUACGACCAAGUGGUCUUUUAGUAUCCUAAAAAGAAGUGAACAUUAGAGCCUGGUUGCAGUUUAGUUAAAAAAUGUCGAUGCACUUGUAUCACAUGAGCAGUAAGCUGCUCGGGGACGCCGUUGGCAAAAUGAACGACAACCUAACUUCAGUGGUCCUGGCUGCUUCAGUCAUCACUCUGACUUUAGGCUACUUGUACAACAAAAUACUUCUCAGACAAACUUGUCACAAGGAUGUGAAAUAUCCACCUUACAUCCCUUCCAGUGUGCCCUUCCUUGGCCAUGCUAUUGCAUUUGGGAAAAGUCCCAUAGAUUUUUUGGAAAAUGCAUAUACAAAAUAUGGCCCGGUGUUCAGCUUCACCAUGGUGGGCAAGACCUUCACGUACCUGCUGGGAAGCGACGCCGCCACGCUGCUCUUCAACAGCAAGAACGAGGACCUGAACGCAGAGGACGUCUACUCCCGACUGACCACCCCGGUGUUUGGCAAAGGGGUGGCCUAUGACGUCCCUAACCCGGUCUUCCUGGAACAGAAGAAGAUGCUGAAGACGGGACUGAAUAUCGCUCGCUUCAAGGAACACGUCAAGAUCAUCGAGGCGGAGACCGUGGAGUAUUUUCAGAGAUGGGGAGAGAGCGGAGAGAGAAACCUUUUCGAAGCACUGUCCGAGCUGAUCAUCCUGACGGCCAGCAGCUGCCUCCACGGAAAGGAGAUCCGCGCCAUGCUGGACGAGCACGUGGCACGGCUGUACGCAGACCUGGACGGAGGCUUCAGCCACGCAGCCUGGCUCCUGCCCGGAUGGCUGCCGCUGCCCAGUUUCAGGAAGCGAGACAAAGCUCACCGAGAGAUCAAGAACAUUUUCUUCAAGGUGAUCCAGAAGCGACGAAGCUCCAGCGAGAAAAUGGAUGACAUUCUGCAGACGCUUGUCGAUGCCACCUACAAGGAUGGACGUCCCUUGUCUGACGACGAGAUCUCGGGCAUGCUGAUUGGCCUCCUGCUGGCGGGUCAGCACACGUCCUCCACCACCAGCGCCUGGAUGGGCUUCUUCCUGGCCCGGGAUCAAGUUCUACAGGAGCGCUGCUACGUCGAGCAGCAGGCCGUGUGCGGGGAACACCUGCCCCCCCUCGACCUGGACCAGCUAAAGGAUCUCAACUUGUUGGAGCGUUGUUUGAAGGAGACGCUGAGGCUCCGCCCACCCAUCAUGACCAUGAUGAGGAUGGCUCGCUUUGCUCAGACUGCAUCCGGCUACACCAUCCCAGCGGGCCACCAGGUGUGUGUGUCCCCGACGGUCAACCACCGCCUGGAGGACACCUGGCAGGAGAGGAUGGAGUUCAACCCCGACCGUUAUCUCCAUGACAACCCUGCUGCUGGGGAGAAGUUUGCUUAUGUGCCUUUCGGAGCAGGGCGACAUCGCUGCAUCGGGGAGAACUUCGCCUACGUUCAGAUCAAAACCAUUUGGUCCACUUUGCUGCGCAUGUUCCACUUUGAGCUGGUGGACGGAUACUUCCCCACCAUCAACUACACCACCAUGAUCCACACGCCACACAAGCCCAUCAUCAGAUACAACAGGAGGAAACAGUGAGACAAAGAGACUGGAGAGACGGGAUCGAUACACUGGGUGCUUCAUGCCACACAAAUGGAGUAAUGGUGGAACCAGCUGAUUGAAACAUGCUUGCAAAACUGGCAAAUUUCAGAAUGUCAGAACAGAUGAAAGUCAAAUUGUCUUAAAUACAGUCGCAUCACAUGCUUUGUCCGACUUGUUACAUCUGGAAAGCUCUUAAGAAGCUUGUUUUCCCAGUUUUAUUGAAUGCAGCAUGGGCAAGUAAAGGGGUAGAACAGGGGUGUCCAAAAUGCGGCCCUCGGCACAUUCUGAAAAUACAAUUAAACAGAAAAACGGACAAAAUAAAACCGCAGAAAUGGAUGAAAAGAGUGGUAAAUGAAAUAUUAGGAGAACAAAGUGGUCGUCUUUCAACAAUGUCGUAACAUGAUGCGGAGAAAUAUAUUUUAGAAGCAUAAAGUUGAAAUAGUUCAGAUUUUUUUUUUGUCAUAAAAUUUGUUAAUUUUAUUUUAAUUUGAUUUUACAUUUGACUAAUUUUGUCACAAACACAUCGUGACUUAUUCUGUUGUAUGAACGGCAACAGGUGGCUACACAGGUUCAUUAUGUACCUCCUGCCAUCUAGUGGAAGAGCAAUGAAUUGUCCUUGCUGUCACUGUGUCACUGGCAUAGAUAGAUGAACAAAGAAAGGCACAUAAUUGCAUUAAAAAAUGGUGAUCUCUGAUGUGCCACAGCACGGCUCUAGAAGGUUUUUGAGUCCGAGUGCUGCAUUCCAGAAAACUGGACAAGUUCAGAAAGCGCAACGUAGCAUCUUCAGUAUAAUUGUGAGGUUAUUCUGUUUUGGUUUUUUUGUAACUGGAUCAAGGCUAUCAAAAAGUGCUUUGUUGUUGGGACUACUGACAGGAGGUGAUAUUUGUCCCAUUGUUCCUGAAUGCAAUUUUAAUGAAGUUCAUGUUUAUCCUGA